ACGAACCUUGAUCAUCACAAUGCUCGCUGUUAAGACGGCAGCACCUCGCGCCACUUUCGCCAAGAGCGCAGGCUGCUCAUCAUGGGCGGCAACCUCGCGCUUCCACACGUCGUCGCUGCGAGCUGCCUCGCAACCCAAGCCGACGAUGGAGCCCCGCCUGCCCCGCAACCUCCUUAGCAUGGCUGAUCUCUCCCCCGUUCAAAUGCAGAACAUCCUCUCCCACGCCGCCGCUCUUAAAUCAGCAAGUAAGGCCCCUCGCACCCCCGGACAGCUUCCUCUCGAGCAGACGCUGUCAGGCAAGACCAUCGCUAUCAUGUUCAGCAAGCGUAGCACUCGUACGCGCGUAGCGACGGAGACCAGCGUCGCAAGCUUGGGUGGCCAUCCGAUGUUCUUGGGGCCGUCGGACAUCCAGCUGGGGGUAAACGAGAGCUUGUAUGAUUCGGCAAAGGUUAUCGGGUCAAUGACUGAUGGGAUCAUGGCAAGGGUCGGCGGACAUGAGGAGGUUGAGACGCUCGCCAAAGAGUCUGGUGUACCCGUCAUCAACGCCCUCUCAGCCCUGUACCACCCGACGCAAAUCCUCGCCGACCUCCUCACCCUUCUGGAGACGUACUCACCCAAAGGCACGCACGACCUUUCUUCCCUUUCCGGCCUCAAGGUCGCCUGGGUUGGCGACGCCAACAAUAUCCUCUUCGACAUGCUCGUCUGCUUCCCCCGUCUGGGCAUCGAGCUGUCUGUAGCUACGCCCAAGGGCUACGAGGUGGACAAGGGAGUGUGGAAGACGAUGGAAGACGGGGUUGCAGCUCAGCGCUCCAAUGGUGGUGGUGAGCAGGGGUUGAAGGGCAUCACACAAUGGACCAGCAACCCUCUCGAAGCCGUCAAGGAUGCAGACAUCAUCGUGACCGACACCUGGAUCAGCAUGGGCGACGAGGCUUCAAAGGAGCAGCGUCUGCGCGACUUUGCCGGCUUCCAGGUGACGAGUCAGAUGGCGAGCAAGGGUGGAGCAAAGAACGACUGGAAGUUCAUGCAUUGCUUGCCUAGGAAGAGCGAGGAGGUCGAUGAUGAAGUCUUCUACUCGAAGCGCAGCUUGGUUUUCCCGGAGGCGGAGAAUAGGAAGUGGACGAUUAUGGCUCUGGCGGAUCUGUUGUGGGGCAGGGCGACGCACAAGUGAAGAAAGGCAAAUGUGGAGCAGACUGAUGGAUGAGGAUGAAUGAUGAGGUCGACGAUAAGGGCCGGAUCAGCACCUCCGAUGCUUCUUGGUCGCCUAAAUCGAGCGCAUAGCAAUACUUGGGUGUGAGGCUCAAUGCCGUUCGGGAUGAGUGAGCCGCGAAGGCGCACGCACACGUCUAUUCAUGCCUUUUCACAGGCUCAACAUACCUGUCAAUCACGCUUU
Jaminaea rosea is the source of this 1390-nucleotide messenger RNA. RefSeq names its product putative ornithine carbamoyltransferase precursor. Gene Ontology annotation, biological process: L-citrulline biosynthetic process. The transcript has 2 exons. Gene Ontology annotation, molecular function: ornithine carbamoyltransferase activity; amino acid binding. Lineage: Eukaryota; Fungi; Basidiomycota; Exobasidiomycetes; Microstromatales. The coding region runs from base 20 to 1168 and encodes 382 amino acids. Gene Ontology annotation, cellular component: mitochondrion. The record is from RefSeq and is a predicted model, not a curated record.